AUGCCAUCUGGCAACGAGUAUGCUGCCGAACAACUCAAGAGCCAGGGCAACACCUGUUUCAAGAAUGGCGAUUACGAGGGCGCCGAAGGGUACUACUCCCAGGCCAUCCAGAAGAACUCGAGCAACCCGCUGCUUUUCACAAAUCGCGCCAUGGCUCGUAACAAAUUAGAGAAGUGGGAAGGCGUUAUAGAUGAUUGCAUACGCAGCAUUGAGCAGCUGCCGGAGAAUAUGAAGGCAUUCCACUUGCUGUCGCAAGCCCAGCUCGCAGUGAACCACCCCAACGAAGCCCUCUCUAGCGCUCUCAAAGCGUACGAGUAUUGUACCAAAUCCACGCAGCAAACCACCUUCUCAAACGCCGCCCUGAUAUCCCAACAUGUCCUGAAGUGCAAGAAACGUAAAUGGGAAAUUCGCGAACGAGAAAGAAUACGGCGGCGUGGCAACCUGCUGUCCGACCUGGAGACUAUGCUCGAACGGGACCACAAGAAAGAGCUCGACGAUGUCGACGCGCGCAUGGAGUCUAGUGAAUUAAGCAGGACAGAAGGACAAGAGGAGAAAGAGGAACGGCGCAUGGAAUUCGAGAGAAAACGCGAUGACCUCCGCACUGCCUUUGCCAUCUCCGACCCUGAGCACCAGCAGAAGCGCGAAGUCCCUGAUUACCUUGUUGACGGCAUUACCUUCGAAAUCAUGCACGACCCGGUGGUCACAAAAAACGGGAGAAGUUAUGAAAGGGCAACGCUCAUCGAACAUUUGAAGAGAAGCCCAACAGAUCCAUUAACGAGGGAGCCGCUCAAGAUCAGUGAGCUGAGACCGAAUCUGUCGCUGAAGGAGGCGUGUGAGGAAUUCAUGGAGAGCAACAGUGGGUGGAUUUACGAUUGGUAA
Molecule: messenger RNA, 879 nt
Organism: Ascochyta rabiei
Lineage: Eukaryota; Fungi; Ascomycota; Dothideomycetes; Pleosporales; Didymellaceae
Product: RING-type E3 ubiquitin transferase
Exons: 2
Coding region: 1-879 (292 amino acids)
Biological process (GO): protein quality control for misfolded or incompletely synthesized proteins; cellular response to misfolded protein; proteasome-mediated ubiquitin-dependent protein catabolic process
Cellular component (GO): cytoplasm
Molecular function (GO): protein-folding chaperone binding; ubiquitin protein ligase activity
Source: RefSeq, a predicted model, not a curated record